AUGGCGAUGGACUACUCGAGCCUGCGGGCUGCCGCUCUGCGCGACGGCGAAGACGAAGAAGCCGUCACUGUCGACACCCGCGCGCUGAUUGACAAGGUCCUGGCCCGUUAUUCAGGAGAAUGGACGACGCUGCGAGAGCUCAUCCAGAAUGCGGCCGAUGCGCAAGCCACGACUGUGUCUAUCAAGUGGGAGACGCAUCCGUCAACAAGCAUCCCUCUCCCCAGCGCUGCGAGCCGAUCCGACCUGUUGAAACAUACCAUAGCCAACCACACACUGCGCCGGCUGGUUGUCCAGAACAACGGCCAGCCGUUUACAAAGACAGACUGGGGCCGUCUGAAGAGGAUCGCAGAGGGAAACCCCGAUGAAACCAAGAUCGGCGCAUUCGGUGUCGGCUUCUACAGCGUCUUUGCCGACUGCGAGGAGCCGUUUGUGAGCUCUGGCAGCGAGGCCAUGGCCUUUUACUGGAAAGGAAACUCCCUUUUUACCAAAAAGUCACACCUGCCUGAGGAUAAAUCAUCGCCAUACACCGCAUUCGUGCUAGAUUAUAGAAAUACGACGACCCCCAUGCCGAAUCUGCUCUCCGUCAGCCAGUUUCUUGCUACAAGUCUUACCUUUGUUGCACUGGAGAAGAUUGAAUUUUGGAUCGAUGAUCAUCUAAUUCUGUCUCUCAACAAGAAGACAUCUCCAAAUGUUGACCUGACACUGCCUCGUGACCUCGAGGCCAGGACGAAGGACAACAUCAUGAAAGUGAUAAGCGUAGGUCGUACAAGCACACAAAUUGACGCAUCCUUUAUGAACGUAAUUGGAUGGAAGCCGCAAGCAGCAGCAGCAGCAAAAGCCACGGAUUCGUACGGCUCAAACGAGGCUCCCUCUCUGAGGUCCUUCUUUGCGAGGCUCACCACGACGGCCUCGAACACCAGCCUCCUUAAGACGAAACAGCAGGCAGAGGAGAGCCAAGCUCAGACAAAGAUUACAGAAGAUGUUACCGGAUUGAACUCGGCCACGAUAUUCCUCAGGGCUACCACAGCCAGCAUCAAGACACAUGUAUCAGCUUCCUUUUCAGCCGAGCUUGAGCGUGCAACCAAAAAGCCUCCACCCAAAACCACAAAGAUAUCCAUUCUCACUACAUCAUAUGACGAAGCUGAAGCUUCUCAGGGCUCGUCUCCGGAAAAUGGUGCCUUUGCCAAGGCUACAGACGUCUUCGCUUCCGUACUGCCCAACAAGAAACCCGGUGGUCGCAUCUUUAUUGGAUUCCCUACUAUGCAGACAACCGGUGCCGGAAUGCAUAUUUCUGCUCCCUCUGUGAUCCCAACUGUCGAAAGAGAGGCCAUCGACUUGAAUGCUCGCUGGGUCAGGACGUGGAAUGUCGAACUUCUCCGGGCGGCCGGUAUCAUAGCCAGGUUAGCCUUUGCUAACGAGAUGAGUGAGCUCGAUCGCAGAGUAAAGCAAUCAGUUGAAGCUGGCAAGAAGAUUUCUGCUGAAAUAGUUAACCGCUUCAUGCCUGAGGCGCUGCACACUCUAAGGACGUUCACCUUUGCCGACUCUACGCCAAGCAGCCAGGUCGGGCAGAUCAUCGAGGAGGCCUUCUGGACCUGUUUCAAGAAGGCCUCCAUCGAGGUGUAUUCAAGCCGAGGUGUCCUACAGACGUCGCAAGUUCGUUUGGGAUCAUCAGAAUUGAGCUCCUUUGUGGACAGCAUCCCAGUUGUGCCCAAGGAAAUGACGGAUUCGCCAUUCGUGAGGAAGCUGAUUGACUUUGGGCUCAUUUCACACAUCACCGUAACGGACGUCAAGGAAGAACUGGAAGCCAAGGCUCUCACAAAAACUCAAGCCAUCAACUUUAUAAAAUGGGCGGGCAAGAAGAGUUUGACUGGCGAGAUUGACCCAGGAAGCAGGGCCGCGCUUAUGGACGUUGCCGUUGCCACUCUGAGCGAUGAGAAUGACAAGGGCGAAAUCGUGGCCCUAGGCAGCAUAAGCAAUUACCUUUUUCUCUCAAAGAUUCCUGCCAAUAUGCCAGUCCCUCCAACAACCGUUCCAUAUGCUCUCAUAGUCAACAUCAGUGCUUCUGAGCUGGAAGCUCUUGGAUGGGAGCCCUUGGAGGUUAUCCCAUGGCUGCGCUUUCUCAUCGAGACCACGGCAUCCAGGUCGGAAGAAGAGAGUGUCACUAGAUCGCCCAAAUUUGCCGUCGCCGUGCUUACAGUCUUGUCCAAAAACUGGGAAAGCAUGACCAUGAUUAACAGGGGCACAAUGCUGAGUCUCAUCAAGUCCACUCCGAUGAUGCCGACCAAGUUGGGGAUGAGAAAGCCUGAAGAAUCCUUCUUUGCCUCUGUCAAGCUCUUCGAUGACUUGCCAGUCAUCCAAGGUUGCGAAAAGAUUAAAGAAAAGUUCCUGACAGCUCUUGGCGUUCGAAAGACGGUUGACCUGGAGACUAUCUUUGCUCGUCUGGUCAAUGUUUCCGGUGAAGAUGGCCAGAAGAAGUGGAGUCACAUGGAGCUCAUUAAAUACUUGGCCUCUGUUCAGAAUGAUAUCCCCUCGGACGACCUCCGGAAAUUGAGAGAAUCUAGAAUUUGUCCUGCCGAAGCAGGGCCAAAAGGCAUGGAGCCUACAAAGGCCACGACGAAGCUGUACAAGGUCUCGGAACUGUUUGAGCCCAAGGACUCCCUCCGGACUCUCCAGCUGCCAAUCAUUCAGUGGCCGGGACCUCCUGGUAGCUUUCGAGCGAGCAGCCCUGAAGCCCGAUUCCUUGUUGUCCUUGGUUUGCGGACUUUCCCUUCUGUUCCAGAGCUGGUGGACAUGAUGUCGUCGAGUGAUCAGGCGUUGAGGGCCUCGGCAAUGACUUACUUUAUUGCCAAUCACCAUUCGAAUCGAUAUGCUGCCUUUGACCUGAGCGACUGCCGCAAAGCCAUCCUGCCGCUUCAGGGAAGCACCAAGCUGGUGACACCAGCUGCAUGCUUCACCAACGAGAAAGCGGCGGUGCUUGGGUUUGAUAUCUUGAAUCGUGACCUUCACGAUCACGCCAAUAAAUUUGGCGUUGCUAGGGAUCCGCCCAUGGCUGAGUGUGUUAAUCGUCUGCUGGCCAGCCCUCCACAGAGCCAACAAUCUGCCGUGACCCUCUUUGUCUAUUUUGCCACUCGCAUCGGUGAGCUUGGAGAAAGCAGCUUAGUUAAGCUUCGAAAUGCUCCAAUUGUUCCCGUGAAGCGGUCAAGCCCUUCUUCCGCUUCGGAAAAGUUGAGCGCAAAGCUGGCUUAUAUCAGUCCGUCGCAGGCAUACGUAGGGACGUCAUCAACAUAUGGAGAUAUCUUUGAUUUUGUAGACUUUGGUCAAGAUGGAAACCUAUUCCUCCUCAAAUGUGGUGCAAAGAAUGAACCGACCAAAGUGGAAGUUGCAUACAUGGCGUGCAAUGAACCGGCAAGGCUUCUCAGUGUGCUCCAGAGUCCCGAGAAAUACUUGGAUCUGCUCAAAUCUUUAGCCGAGGCUACUUCAACUCUCCAGCGCGAUAAGGAGCUUUGGCGCAAGAUGAAAAGCUCGCCGUGUCUCCUCGCAUAUAAGGAACUGGUAGCGCCUUCCAAGGGCAAUGCUAAUGCCAAUGAUUUGGAUGAGGAUGAAGCGCCGAUCAAGCAGUAUCAGCUUGCUUCUGCCAGCCAAAUCGUUGUUCUGGACGACAUCAUCAGCUACCGCCUCUUCAAAGAGCAUUUGAUAUGCGCCCCUGAAGAAGAUGUUCUCGAGACCUUUUAUCUGAGACUUGGUGCGUCGAGGCUAAGCGGCAUAGUCCAAGAGGAUGUGCGCAUUGGCUCCCAUACGACACGGCAGCAGCUGGCCGAAUCGCUUAAGAAGCAUGUUCUCGAACGAUCCAAGAUCUUCCUUUACGAGUAUGCAAACUACCGCCGAGAUGCCAUCAAGCACGACGCAAAGUGGCUCGAGAAGAACCUGACGGUAGAAGUGGUUCGAUCAGUGGCGCUCCGACGAACGCUGCAGGGCCAGAGGCAGUCGCACACAGAGAGACGCUCUGCGGCUGCGUCAUAUAACAACAGGUCAUGGACUUUGUACGUGGCUGAUGAAGGCAAGCCGGACAUGUACCAGGUCGGCCAAGCGAUAUGUCAAAUGUUGCUUGACAGGCCUAACCAGCAGGCAUAUCUAUUCUUCGAACCGUUCCUUACUCUGGACCUCCUUGGUCUGAGAUCGCGUGGAUACAACGUCGACCGAAUCCUUCGAGCAAAGGCCGCAGAGGCGAGGAUUGCAGAGGAAGAAAGGCGCAAGGCGUUGGAAGAGGAGCAAAGACAAAUUCGGGAAAGGGAGCAAAACUGGGCUCAGUCACAGGCAGAGCAUUCCAAGUCUCAACAGCUCCCACAGGCAGCUGAGGCUGCGCGGGAAGCCCCCAAAUCUCCACAAUCUUCGCAUCCUUCCAUGCCUGGCUCAUGGGACUCGCCCGAGGAGAAUGCGCAGGAUAAAACUGCAAACAAUAGAAAGAGCAGGGGUUUGUUUUCGAACCUCAGCCGCCGAUUUGGCUUUGAUACGCAGGAUGAUGAUAAGAAUGAAUCGCGGGGGCAGGUGGAGCAGUUUAUGGGCAACAACUCCAAUUCUACCAACCGAGGGCCUGACAAGUCUGGCGAUAAUGGAGGGUCGCAAAACGAUGAUGGCAAAGUGACCAACCCAGCUGUGGUUCAGCAGAAUCUCUUGAACGCGGUCAAUGCAACGCGGGCCCACGGUUCCGACAGUGUUUACUCAGAGCCUCACGUCUCCGAGGUCAAAGAACAGGCGACAUACUGUGACAAGAAGCCAGCUCAAAACAUUACAUUUGUGGCAGAGGCUUCGAACGGUAUGAAGGUCUUUGUGGCCAGGGAUAUGGCGGCCAACGCGGCUGCAUUUUUGUCAGCAAAUCUGGCUGCGAUCAACUCUUUUGCAUCGCUGCUCGUCGAAGUGGGCAACGUCUACUCAUUGGCACCAAAGGUGCUUCACAUCUUUCACGACGAUGCCGGCGGAACGAUAGCAUUCAACACUGGAGGAAGUAUCUUUUGCAACUUCCGAUUCUUCCUCCAGCUGCACGCCGCCCAGAUAGAUGUUCCAAACGGAGCUGGCAAGGCUGAGGCAGGCACCUGGUGGUGGGUGGUGUUGGCCCACGAGCUGGCACACAACUUGGUUUCGCUACACAACUCUGACCACAGCUAUUAUACUGAAUCGUUUAUUCAGCAAUACAUGGGGAAGAUGAUGGCGAAGACGACGCAGUGGACUCAGGGAGCUCCUGCGCCGGCUCCAUCUGCCCGGCCUGCAUCGCAAACAGCUGCGGUGCCUUUAGAUCCUCCGCCGGCGUAUCGCCCGGUAUGAGGAGCAGCCAAUUCCGUGGUUGAUUAAUGUCAUGAUUGCAUCUGUGUGGCGUUUCAUUUCUGUUUCAUUUAUGUUUUUGCGAGGCGUUUGAUGAAUAGAUUGAACGAUAGAUGAUCAAAGAAGGGCUGGUCGCGAUGACAUGUCGGGAAGAGAAUCUCCUUAGAAAGGCCGUUGAUUUAGAGGAUUAGACUUUUAAUCUGAUGAUGUUUCUGGU
Molecule: messenger RNA, 5533 nt
Organism: Trichoderma virens Gv29-8
Lineage: Eukaryota; Fungi; Ascomycota; Sordariomycetes; Hypocreales; Hypocreaceae
Exons: 3
Coding region: 1-5319 (1772 amino acids)
Source: RefSeq, a predicted model, not a curated record